AUGCAGUUCACUACUCUGUCCGCUCUUCUCGGCCUCGCUGCCACCGUUGUUGCUCUGCCUCCCAUGGCUCCCUCUGCCGGCGGCAUGGGCGCUGGUAACGGUGUUGGCAACAAGGGCAACACCCAGGUCCGCUUCCCUGUGCCUGACAACAUGACUGUCAAGCAGGCCCAGGCCAAGUGCGGUGACCAGGCUCAGCUCUCCUGCUGCAACAAGGCCACCUACGCUGGUGACACCACCGAUGUCAACUCUGGCAUCCUCGGCGGUACCCUCAGCAACCUCAUCGGUGCUGGUUCCGGUGCCGACGGUCUUGGUCUCUUCAACCAGUGCUCCAAGCUGGACCUCCAGAUCCCCAUCAUUGGUAUCCCCAUCCAGGACCUGGUCAACCAGAAGUGCAAGCAGAACAUUGCCUGCUGCCAGAACUCUCCUUCCAGCGCCUCGAACUCGGCAUCGAUGUCUCUUGGUGUCGGGGGUGUGAGCGUCAUCUGCAAUGGUGUCGACUUUUGUUACGAGGUUGGCAUCACGGCCCCCGGUCUGCUUGACGCUAGCUCAUGGACAUCUUUUCUCUGCAUGGUCGGUCUCCUAGCCCCUGAAAAAAAUGCGUAUGAAUCCAGAGAUAGCGACCCUUCUUACCUCAUCCACACUCACAUCUCUCGUCAAAUCGUCAGUGCAAUCAAGGUCUUCCGCUUCACUCUUGUCCUCGUCGAUUUGCCAUCGUCGGUGACUUCUCACGUCUUGUUGGCAAAGAUGAAUGGGACUUCCUCUAUUCAUUCCCACCCGAGGGCGCGCAGUGAUGACCCCGGCAUGCAAGUUGUACCGGGCAGUGAAAAAGAGGCCAUUUCCAAUGACUUUCCGAUCUAUGUUUUCGGACCAGAACGACCAGCUAAGGAGGAGCAAGUGAAGUUGCACAGUCCCAAGAAGACAGUAUGUGGACUGAAGCCGAUGGUGUUCUGGGCACUCUUGGCCGUUGCACUGCUGGUGAUCAUUGGCGGCGCAGUAGGUGGUGGUAUCGGAGGAACACUUGCAACUCGACACACUUCAGAGGCAUUCCAAACGAGCGCCUCCUCAUCAAUUCUACCCUCAACCAUGUCAAGAUCAACAACAACGUUGGAAACCUCAACUACCAAGCUUGUCUCCACCAUCAGCUCCGCCCCCGUCUCAUCCGGUACAACAGGAAUAGCUUCAAACCCGUGUCCCGGGAGAAAUUUGACCACAGUUACCGGCUCAGACGGGUCGGUAUUCACACUAUUGUGCGCAGUCGACUGGCCCAGCGGAGUUGAUGCCUCAUCUGGUCAUGGAACGGUUUACGAUCUUAACCGGUCAACGCGAUAUACGCUCGGCUCUUGCAUUGCCGACUGUGUUGAUUGGAAUGACGAUGUCGCGAAUGAUUCCAAGUGCAAAGGAAUCGUGUAUACCGCCAACUUGACUGCGGCAUUUGAGGGCGGGCAGGGUGGAAAUUGUUUCUUGAAGAGCGCGGUGGGGGUUUAUUUCCCGAAUAGCUAUGUGUCUAUGGCUGCGGGGAUCCUGGGAGGAUAG
Molecule: messenger RNA, 1533 nt
Organism: Penicillium oxalicum
Lineage: Eukaryota; Fungi; Ascomycota; Eurotiomycetes; Eurotiales; Aspergillaceae
Product: hydrophobin family protein
Exons: 5
Coding region: 1-1533 (510 amino acids)
Cellular component (GO): fungal-type cell wall
Molecular function (GO): structural constituent of cell wall
Source: RefSeq, a predicted model, not a curated record